Myotis daubentonii (Daubenton's bat) is the source of this 339-nucleotide messenger RNA. Its product is annotated as protein p13 MTCP-1-like. The transcript has a single exon. Lineage: Eukaryota; Metazoa; Chordata; Mammalia; Chiroptera; Vespertilionidae. The record is from RefSeq and is a predicted model, not a curated record. Bases 1 to 339 code for a protein of 112 amino acids.
AUGGCCGAGCUCCCAUCGAAGGUGCACCUCACCUCGCACCCCAUCUUCCUGAGGAUCCGUGGGCCCUCGGUGUACAAGGACGAUAAGCAGCGCAUGUGGCUGCAUCUCAUCAUGGAGACAGGAGGUGUCCUGCAAGUACGGUUGCGCCAGGAAAACAUCCCCCGUGAGAAUAUCGCACUCAUCACCAGCCCGCAGACCUCGAGCACCAUGCCUUCAUUGUGGUCGCUUCUGCUUGGCAGCCGGUACCGGGACUCCAUGGGCCGGGUUUGGCAUAUCGAGCACCACGUCAAGGAGGAUGACAUGGAGGAAAUGAUCCUUGAGCUGAUGGACAACUCGUAG